Molecule: messenger RNA, 7018 nt
Organism: Folsomia candida
Lineage: Eukaryota; Metazoa; Arthropoda; Collembola; Entomobryomorpha; Isotomidae
Gene: SNF4Agamma
Product: 5'-AMP-activated protein kinase subunit gamma-1
Exons: 12
Coding region: 2770-5172 (800 amino acids)
Source: RefSeq, a predicted model, not a curated record
CCAAACGGAUCCGGGAUUUUGUCCAUGAAGGUUGCUGUCGCUGAAGCUGCGUACGUAUCCUCCACUUGACUCUUCUCAAUUGUGGGGGGAGGAGCUAUCGUGUUUACUUCAAAAUUAUUAUUUUUUACCAAGUAUUAAAAGGGAAGCAGGGUGAAAGCAUAAAGUGCUUGCGUCUCAUUGGGAGCAGUUUUUGUCACUUUACGUACAUUGUGUCACACGAGGACAUUGAAUCACAUUCCAGUACAUUAAGUACGUCUCUGCUGUGAAAUUAAUAUUGAAUAUUGGGUUUAUGUACUGGGAAUUUGUUUUCACAAUACCGUGGAAGUAUUUAUUAUCAACAACAUAGUAGUAACAUACAGUGCACAUUUGAUACGCGAAGUAGGAAGUGUUGUUUUGCACAGCUCUCUUCUGUUUACUUACUUCGAGCAGGGUAGAAAUUCUCCGGGUUUUUCUCCGUCGUUCUUGUUAUCAAAAGAAGACGGCCACGAACACACUGUUCACUUGACUAUGUGACGUGAGACUCGUCGCCGAGCCUGUGGGGUCACACGUAAGUCUCUCGCUGUCCGAUUCAAUAAGACAAUAAUAACUACCCAGGCUGGGGACAUAUAUCUCGCCUUGGUUUAGACCUGUCAUCAUCAAUAAUAUAAGCAGUUCGUCCCCUGUUGUUGUUUGCAUCUCGUCUUUCGGAUUGACAGUUAAUAAACAAGAACUGGCACAAUAACAACCAUCACAUUUGGUUGGCACACGUUGUAUGCAAGUAGUUUCCUCAAAACCGAAAGUUUCAUCAAAACGUUGUCAACCACGGAUCGUCCGAAGAAUAACGUCGAGUCUACACCUUCUUCACACUUCGUCAAUUUCCACGAGAGGAGAAGACCAAAAAAAAUGUUGCACCAGAUUCGAUUCAAGUUUAAAUCAUUUUCUUUGUUUUCCGGCAGCAGCUUUCUCGUUCUUCCAAUUCUUGUAACGUGAGCCCCGUCUCGUUGAUUCUCAGGUCAUUUUGGUUUGGUAAAUUGGGAACACAUAGAUAAUCAGAAUAUACACACAAUAAUAUACCCACUGCAUAUGCAAAUUACAUAAUACAAACAAUUGUACGAAUGCAACGUGAGAGAGGAGUGUGAGUGUACGAGUGAGGCAGCACGAACGCACAAUAGCUGUGCAAAUUCUUGACUAUUCUGCCAAAAACGUAUACAUACACAAGACGCCAAAUACAUUAUUAAGUAUGUGCAUUUGUCUCUGUUGAACUAAAUUAAUUAGGUGUUGGGAAUUGGUCCUAGAACUGGUAUCCAAUCCAACGCCGUACAUUAGUGUGAGUGCAUGAAACUGAGUUAUAAGUUAUAAACUUAUUACAUCACCACAUUCCAUAGACAGGAUUUGACAGGAAGGACGCCCAGCCAGCACAGUCAUCCAUCAUCACAUCGUUUUUAGAUUCAAUUUGUGCAGUGAUGGAGCCGGCCGGUUGUUGGUUUUAUGUUCCGGUUUAUUAGGUUAACUGUCUCUUCUUCUCUGACUCUCUUGGCUUCUUCUUCUGCCUGGAGUGACCAAGGAAAGUGCGACGCAGUUUGUGACCAAUAAUAUCAUUCCAUGUUGUGAGAGGUAUAAUAAUAUCACAUUACUACUUCAACAGGCAGUAGUAUUCAGUGUAUUAGCUCGUAGCUUAUAAAUGAAAUUAAAUAGACGGGGUGGAUGUGGAUUGACAGAUUCUUGUAGCCCCCGGAUCUCACAGAAUCCUGACUCGGUGCCAGACAUUGGGAAAAGCAGUGGCUGUUAUGUUAUGUUGCUCUGCUCGCUGGCAUUUCACAGUAGCAUAGUGAUUUUUGCAGAUUUUGGUGGUUUGUGUGUCUGACUCUAAAAGCUUUGACUUUUCACAAUAUUUUGCACUCCUCCAACCAUCCAUCCAUCCAUUAUAUAUUGUGCAAAAUGCGUGUGCUGCGAGAAAUACAGGGAAGAAGGUGACCUUCAAUUUGACGAACAGAAGAACAACAACACACCAAAAUACAACAGCAGCCUACUGAUGGUGGCAUAUAUGUGUUUUUGUAUUGCUAUGUAAGUACGGCGACAUUUAUUAUUGAGCUAAAUAAUACAGACCCUGUAGACUUGGUGUGGUUUAGCAUAUUUAUUUAAUCUAUCGUCCGCCCCGUUGAUUUGAUACCAGCCAAAAUCAAGAAGAAAAGGGGGUUGAUUAUAAUUCAGUGUGCAUGGGAAAGUGUCUUUCAAUGGUCACUUGUCUGUCGGGCUCGGGAUAGUGAGCAGUGUAUUUACGAUAUAAGAGGACACAUUUUUUGAAGCUUUCGAUUAGUUUAAUGACUGACACUGCUGACAGGCAGAAGGAAUUACUCGGAAAACAAACAACAGAAAACUACCACGACCAACACAAUCCACGUGCCAAUAAAUGCCAACAAACUGUUUAUGUGGUGACGUGCUGUGAAUUGUUGCAUAACAGACUUCUUCCUUGUACAUUGAAUCAAGUGCUUACUUUGUAGAAGUAAAAUAAUUAAAUUGCAAAACUGCCCUCGCAAAUGAGGCUUUAAUGUCGUCAAGUCGGUCAAGUGUUUAUUCCGUUCAGUGUGAGCUUGUUCUGUAGGCAGGUUCAGACUUUCACCGUUCUUCCGGUUUUCGGCUUUCCUCUUCUCACAGACACUGUCCCCAACUACAAAUAUUGUCGUUACAGAGGGACGGAACCAGAAGAGAUAAAAGUGGUACUAUUAUUUUUCGUUUGUCGAAAUCUGCAUCCAUCCCCUGCGUUGGGAUGAGAUGAAAUAGGUGUAAAAUAUGCCCAAAGCUGAGAAUGUUUCCUCACCUUCGGAGGCACCGUCCCCCACCUCAGCCACGCUACACUUUUUCCUCAAUUCCUACAACCCAUUUUCUUCUGGGAUGAGUUCAGCGCCUGGAAGUCGACGUAGUUCUAAAUCUAACAAUGGAGCAGAUACUUCCGCCAGCAGUGCAGUGAGCAGUCGGAGAGAAAGUCGAGACUCUGCCGGAUCAACUUCCACUUCUGCGAGUCGUCGUGAAUCACUUGAAAUCUCGUCGACGUAUAAUAAAGUACAAAGUCGGAGGGAAUCUCUCGAGUACGAGACAAAUGCUGUUAAACAAUCACUGGACAAUAGUAAUGGUACUGGGCCUAUCACCCCUCAGAGGCCGAGUUCUUCUUCCGGAAGCACCGACAACGACAUCACCGCCCACAGUCAUAAAAAAUGUCACAAACCCAAGUCCAACAUUUUGAAGCACUUUAUGAACAAAUGGAGCAGUCCGAAAAAGAGCGGAGGUCAACAUAAGGACAACAGCAAUUCAGGAGAUCAAUUCAUAGCAACCCCACCACCUCCUCCUCCCCAUGCCCAUCACAAUCAGAGCAAAGUCACGCCCAUCAUACCCAUAAUCAUUCAAAGGUCUGGUUUGGACACGAGCACAUACUACUACCCACCAAAGUCAGUUCCUCGAAAUUGUGGCAGGCAGACGAGCGUCUUAUCCACAUCUGCUCCAAACCAAGCCAUGGGAAAAUCAUCCCCAUCCUCACAUCACAGCAGUUGCGCUAGUAAGGGUCACCACACUAAAGAUUCUCUCAAGGCGGAAUCGGGUGACGGUGACCUGAAAGAUGUUUCCGGCUCGGGGUCAUUUUCUGGCUCUUGCUCUUCUGUAUCAUCAUCCGCCUCGGUGAGUGUGGAGUCGGAGGACGAUGGGGAUGAGGCGGAGAAGAUUGAGUCGCCAUCCCCUCUUCAUCAGUAUCCUCCCGACCGGGGGUCGUCCUCCACGUACUACUCGUACUAUCCAGAGUUUCGGGCAGGCUACCCGGCGGAUCGGAGUCGAGCUCGAAGCCGGUCCUUGGACAUUCCUGCAGGACCUCGACGGUUUUCGCUGCAUUCACAUCGGCCAUCCGACGUACAACUUGAUCCUGCUCAUGCAGCCAUACUCUUUCGCGACUCAAGAGGGCUCCCCAAAGCCGACCCUUUCUUGGAACGAGUCAUUCUCAGAGAGGAGGAUGAGAACGAGAUAUUGGUCAAGUUCUUCAAGUUCCACAAAUGUUACGACCUUAUUCCCACGUCGGCCAAGCUGGUCGUGUUCGAUACACAGCUACUCGUGAAGAAAGCCUUCUUUGCCCUCGUUUACAAUGGCGUUCGAGCAGCUCCUCUCUGGGACAGCUCUGGUCGAGAAUUUGUGGGGAUGCUUACCAUCACAGAUUUCAUCCGCGUACUCCACGCAAUGUAUCAUGAUUCCGCGGGGAAAAUGUCAGAGUUGGAGGAGCACAGGGUGGAGACGUGGCGAAGCAGAUUUCUUCAAGACAAACAUCCACUCAUCUUCAUUGACCCUGACGCCUCCCUUUACGAUGCCAUCUGUUCUCUUGUCAACAACAGAAUUCACAGACUGCCAGUGAUUGAUGCUCAGACGGGGAAUGUCCUCCAUAUCCUGACCCAUAAGCGCAUUCUAAAAUUCCUCUUUCUCUACAUACGGGAAAUUCCAAUACCAACUUUUAUGAAUAAGCCUCUUCGUGAGGUGAAGAUUGGUACGUUUGAAGGGGUGGAAACUGCUCGAGAGGACACUCCGAUUAUUCAAGCACUUCAAAAAUUUUUGGAAAAACGCGUCUCUGCGCUCCCCAUUGUGGACGAUGAUAAUAAACUUAUCGACAUUUAUGCAAGGUUUGAUGUUAUCAACUUGGCAGCAGAGAAGACUUACAAUAAUCUCGAUAUCACGCUUAAGCAGGCGAAUGAGCAUAGGAACGAGUGGUUCGAAGGGGUACACAAAUGCAACAUGGAUGAGACACUCUUUGCCAUUAUGGAGAAAAUUAUGAAGGCAGAAGUACAUCGUUUGGUGGUUGUAGAUGAACAGGACAAGGUCAUCGGAAUUAUCAGCCUUUCAGAUAUCUUGCAGUACUUGGUGAUGCGGCCCGAGUUAAAAGAAGUGACCAUGGCGGAUAUUGAAGCCGUGAUGAGUCCUCAAACCCCCGACGAGACAUCACAGCAACAAUCACUUUCCACAUCAGCCGAUGGAAAUUCUCCUGUGGGGGGAAAAAGGUCUGGAACUCCUGAAGUGAUCCAACCCUUCCAACACAAGUUUGAAGUAAUGAAACUCGACGAAGAAGAAUUGCUCCAUCCGAAUCAUACCGACAAUUCGAUUGAGAAGGAUGUCCGAGAAAAUCACACCAUCAUCGAAGAAGAGGAUGAGCGAGACAGCAAAACCUGACGCGAUGGCCAUUCAUGAACAAUUUUUUAUUAUUAUUUUGAAUUUAUCUAAAGGCCAUCAUCAUCAUACAUUGACGUAUUUGUAGUUGUAGUAGCCGCAACAACCGCAGCAGAUCUGUUUUUCCUAUUUUGUUAGCCACGGACUGAUUUUGUUUUGUGUGAGCCGUGAGGCCUGUAGUACUUAUCAAUCAAUCAUAUUAUUUAACCAGCUAGCCAAUAUUUUUAAAUUAUUGCAUCAUGUAAAAAGUGCUCGAGGAAGUAUAGGAUGAGCAUGAGUUCCAAGUCGGCGAACUUUUGAUAGGCUCUUAUGUUACCAAAUUCAUCUGACUGUAUUUGACGUAUGUAUGCAAAAAGAUUAUUGUUUAUUGCCAUAACAUGAUACAAUUAUCUACAUACGAACCAUUCAUUUAUGUAAUUCGUACACUUGUUGGUACUCGUUGCUAAAUUAAAACGGCCUUAACUAGAUAACAAUUUGUAGCAAAAGUAUGACGAGAUUGAAAUAUCAAUGCAAAAUACUUUCAUCAGGCUCAUCUCUUUCUACUGACAAUUCUUCCCGUUAAAUCAUUUAGUUAAAUUUGAUUGCUCAUUCGUGUUGUACUAGUGUCAGGAUUAGUCCUUUAAGUAUUCACAAAGUAAAUGUCAUGCACAGAUAACAAAUGUCGGUACUAAAUUUGGACGUGCGAUUAUCAAUGUCAAACCCAUUUCAUCAUUUUUUUUGCGCGUGUCGUCCUAACAAAAAAGAUAAUCUUACAAUAUGAGUGAAAUGGAAAUGGAGGUACAAAAAAUAUUUUAGAAACUGAACAGAAAUUCUUGAAUAAGGUUCUUCCAAACCUGAAGCAACUAAACUACAUAGUGCUUUUUCUUCUGGAAUUAAUUAUAAUUAUAUAUAUAUAUAUAUCCGCUAUAACUACUAUACAUAGAUUGUGGUUUAUGCAAAAAGGCGUAGUUUUUACUCAUUUUUAGUCAUUUUGCGAAUCAAAUCACUAUAAAUUAGGAGAAACUUAUUACUACUCCAACGUACCUAAUCAAUACAGAACGAAAUAGUAGACAUAUACUACAUAUGUAUUUAUUAUUAUUACUGCGGAUAAAAGAAAGUGACUACGACACGUUCGGCAUGAAACAAUUAGAACCUCGUCUUUGACUCUAUCUGCAUAGUUCAAGGAAUUGUUGUAUGCCAAAACACAAAAUUUUUAUGUAAUUUUCGUCUCAGAAGUUGCUAAUUUUGUUGUUCCGAUGAAGAGAUCGUGUAAUUAUUUUAUUCUACUCAAGGGUCCUCUAUUUUCUACCUGAAUCCAAAUCAUCAAUUACAUAUAUUACUUUAAUAUAUGUACAUACAUAUAUCUCGCACUGGUUUAUUAUUGACCAGACUACUAGAAUUUGUCUGGUCGCAAAAUUUUGGAUCGCUUUUGGUCAUGUCAACAGAGGCAAAUGUACAUACACCUAUACACCGACAGACAAGUAUGUCGCAGUCUUAGCACAAUGUUCACCCCUCCCCCAAAAUGCUUAUUUUUUAGAAAAACGUCGUCUAAUUAAUGAUUAUUCUUGAUUAUUAUUAAAAGCGUAAAGUAUAUAGACGAACAAAGGACGAUUGUUGACUGGAUCGACUGAAACGUGAUUAACAAUUUUUCUGAGGAAUUUAUAAAUAUAUUUGUAUUACGCUGUAUAUGGAUAGACCGGAUUGUUGCGCAAUUUUAUGUUGUAUAUCAUCAUCGUCCUAAAGUUAAUAAGUAAUGUGAGUGUGCGUACGUCAAUUUUUUUUGGUGCACCAAAUUGUUGUGGUACCUUAUUUAUACUAGUAGGCGGGUGAAGAUGAAGGAAAAUAAAAUGAAUAUAUAUAUACAUCAAAA